AUGGCCUGGCGCAACGCUUUGUCUAAGAGCAUGCAGGAGCUUAGAAUCCACCUUUGCCAGGCGUCCGAAGCGAGCAAGGGUGUCAGGGAGUUCGUUGUGUCUAACUACGCGGAGAUGAAGAAAGCAAACCCGCACUUCCCCAUUCUUGUGCGGGAGUGCGCGGGAGCGGAGGCCAAGCUCAUUGCCCGUUACGAUUAUGGAGUCGAAAAAGCGUUGAGCGUGCAAGGGGCAGACACGACAGUGGUGUUGUCUAAGCUCCAAGAGCUCAUCAAGGCGGGCGAGAAAAUGCCAAAGGGCGACGGGAACCACACGAAUUCCUGUAACCCGGUGUGGGAGUGUCCGGCUGGCGAGGCGAUAGCCUUGACGGUGACGUACAGGAAGAGGUUCUUCGGGCCUAUGCCGAGCCAUCCUAAAGGGCACAUUGGCGUGAUUUCAGCUGGGUCCGCAGUCCGUAAACCGAAUGACGUUUUGGGGCUUUCAGGGUAGUCUGGGGGCUACCAAGAAUAAAUAGGGUUCCAAUCUGUUGGCUGGUAUCUAUGUGUCGCCAUCGACGUGCUGUCUAGCAGUUACAUGCUCUGGCAGCGCCACCAGCCCACUUGGCACCAUUGUCCUUGCAGCGUUUCAGCGGGAUGGUCAUUACAUAGAAGUGUCAUAGUGCCCCAAACUCACACAGAAUAACAGAGCCAAAAGCCAAGAUGUCAUCUGGCAUAAUGCUGUCUCUACUACUUAUAUAUAGACGGUAUUGUGCCCUAUGUGCGCAGUCAACAUCACGACCGUUGCAGCUGUCACUGGCUGUCCCUGAUGUGUACGAUACUGGCUGCCGUCCGCGUCCGCAACUAUUUGCUCUGCCAGCAUUAUGACCAAAUACUCCAAACUGCAAUUACAAAGCAUGCUCUAUUUACUGUACAUUAUUGACGCACAGAAAUUCUCAGCGGUGUUGUU
Messenger RNA from Volvox carteri f. nagariensis, 942 nucleotides. RefSeq lists its product as uncharacterized. Bases 1 to 486 code for a protein of 161 amino acids. NCBI's taxonomy places the organism in Eukaryota, Viridiplantae, Chlorophyta, Chlorophyceae, Chlamydomonadales, Volvocaceae. The transcript is spliced from 5 exons. The record is from RefSeq and is a predicted model, not a curated record.